GUCAGGGGGUUUCGUCAGUCUUCCAUUCACACUUCAAAAUGACUUUACUCAGAGUUAUAAUUUUAGGACUCGUCGCUCCCUGUAUUUUUGUAUACGGAGCAGGUGAAAAUCAGAGCAAGGACUGGUGGAAAACUGCCUCAAUCUAUCAAAUUUACCCACGUUCGUUCAAAGAUAGUGAUGGGGAUGGAAUCGGCGAUCUUAAAGGAAUCAGGGAGAUGUUACCUUACCUCAAAGAAAUUGGUGUGGAUGCGACUUGGCUUUCGCCAAUUUUCAAGUCACCGAUGGCUGACUUUGGUUACGAUAUAUCUGAUUUCUUCGAUAUUCAACCUGAAUAUGGAACAUUGAAAGAUCUGGACGAUCUCAUUGCCACCGCUAAAGAAAUCGGUAUCAAGGUUUUACUGGAUCUUGUUCCAAACCAUUCAAGUGAUGAGAAUGAAUGGUUCAUUAAAUCACUUAACAGAGAAAAAGGAUACGAGGAUUUCUACGUUUGGCAUCCAGGUUACCCCGAUCCGAAAAAUGCUACAAAUCGGUUACCUCCAAGUAACUGGGUUAGUCACUUUAGAUUUUCUGCCUGGACUUGGAGAGAAGAACGUCAAGAGUUUUACUUGCAUCAAUUUCACUAUAAACAACCAGAUUUCAACUACAGAAACCCAGCUGUUGUUCAACAGAUGAAGGAUGUAAUGACAUUCUGGCUGAAACGUGGGAUUGACGGAUUCAGAAUAGAUGCAGUACCAAAUUUAUUUGAAGUCGCCCCCGAUCAAAAUGGAAAAUACCCUGAUGAACCAUUAACUGGCGAAACAAAUAAUCCGGAUGACUACAACUACGUAAAACAUAUUUAUACAGUAAAUCAACCAGAAACUAUUGACAUGGUCUACCAAUGGCGUCAAGUUGUAGAUGAGUUCCAGAGAGAGAACGGUGGUGAUACCAGGAUUCUCUUAACGGAAGCUUAUUCACCCCUUGAUGUAUUAAUGCAAUAUUAUGGGAAUGGCACUGUGAAUGGAUCGCAUGUUCCCUUCAACUUCCAUUUGAUUACGGAACUAAAUGGUACAUCAACUGCUCCAGACUAUGAAAAUGUUAUAAACGAGUGGAUGAAUGCAAUGCCUGCGGGUGGAACAGCUAAUUGGGUGUUGGGAAACCAUGACAACCGACGUGUUGCCAGCCGAUACGGGGUCGAAAAAAUUGAUUUACUUAAUAUGCUUCUUAUGAUUUUGCCUGGAGUCGCCGUAACUUAUAAUGGCGAGGAGAUAGGAAUGACUGAUGUUUGGAUUUCCUGGAAAGAUACUGUUGAUCCUCAAGCUUGUAAUACCGAUCCCUCUCAUUAUGAAGCCGUUAGUCGUGAUGUGGCAAGAACACCUUUCCAAUGGAGUGAUGGCAAAGAUGCCGGAUUUUCAACAAGUUCACACACCUGGCUCCCUAUUGGCUCGAAUUAUAAGCAGGUUAACGUGGAGGGAGAGAGGGAAUAUGUAAGAAGUUACCUUAAUACAUAUAAACGUGCCAAGGAGCUGCGACGUAACACUAAAACCUUCCAAAAUGGAGACUUCAAAAUGUUAGCGAUAAAUGAAAAUGUAAUUGGAAUCAAGAGAUCACUUCAGAAUGAGGACACCUUCGUGAUGGUAGCCAAUGUGGGAUCCAAGGUGGAGAGAGUCAAUUUAUUCGCCUUAGUAGACUCGUUAGGUCUAAUGGAAGUUGUUUUGUCAAGUGGCACUUCUUCCAGAAGGAUUGGGGAUGUGGUCCACCCUGUGGAGGUGAUACUUCUACCAGAUGAGGCAUUGUACUUGCGAACAAAGGAAUAACAUUUCUUCUAAUAAUACUAUAAUAAUUUAAUGGGAAAUAUAGAUAUAUAUUUGGUACUGAAUAAUAAAG
This is a messenger RNA of Hermetia illucens (black soldier fly), 1863 nucleotides long. RefSeq names its product maltase A3-like. The record is from RefSeq and is a predicted model, not a curated record. Gene Ontology annotation, biological process: carbohydrate metabolic process. Bases 39 to 1793 code for a protein of 584 amino acids. The transcript has 9 exons. NCBI's taxonomy places the organism in Eukaryota, Metazoa, Arthropoda, Insecta, Diptera, Stratiomyidae.